GACUGCGGAUGCUUGGUAGUUGGUACCUCAUCCAGCCUAGGGCAGAGGAACCAACUCUGUGAAGAUGUUACGCAGCAUCACCGGCUGUCCUAUGAGCAAGGAUGACAACAACACCAACCACAUCGCAACAGCGGACCGUCAGACAUGCUUUUGCUAAGGACAGUACGGAGUUGACUAACAUUAUGUGGUAUCCUAGGCAAAAUUGGUCUGGGACGUGAAUAGUUUUUUCUCUCUUUUUUUGUGCUGUGCAAUCCGAUCCGGUAUCAUUCAGGGUAGAAUAUAAUGUCUAGAAUAUUGCACAGUCAUGAUGGAGUGCUAGAACCGGAUGGCGAUGCCGCGGGUAAAGAAGACGGGGCAUUUUCACUCUGAACAAAUUCAUGCUGUGUUUGAAAAGGACUGAGUCGCUUCUUUAAUGCAGCUUCCUGAUAUAACCUACUGUUGGCAGGAAGAACUGCGUGGCUGAAAAAAAAACUGACACGUGGAUUUAUCGUCAAACUCCAGGCGAUCCGUCCUUAAUCACCCGUGCACUUUUUAUCACACGGCAGUAACAUUAUGGAUUGGCCUACGCGUUAAUCGAAAGGAAAUGAUACAUCGGUAUCAUCGCGAACAUCAAACAAUAGUUUCUUUUUGUCGACUUUUCUCACUCAUUCCAUAGCCUUACUGCGCUGAAUUGUGUAGUGCAGGACACAGCAAAUCAAAUCGUAUACCUCUCUCGUUGAAUGGCAAUUCUGCAAAAACAUGGAAAGAACUCUAGUCCAGAUUUGGUCUGCCUCAAAGAAAACCCCCCAGACAAAAUCGGGGUCGCUGGAGGUCAUCAGAAGAAGUUGAGUGAACCGAAUACGAACUGGCCAAGACCCCUGGCGCGGGUAUGGACGGUGGUGCUACUGCUGGGGACCUGUCUGCUGUACUGCGCCCGCGUGGCCAUGCCCAUCUGUGCCGUCAGCAUGGCGGAGAAGUUCAACUGGACCAAGAGGGAUCAGGGCAUGGUGCUGGGCAGCUUCUUCUGGGGCUACUGCUUCACACAGGUUCUCGGAGGCUACGUCAGCGACAGGGUUGGAGGUGAGAAGGUGCUCCUGCUCUCUGCGGCGGCCUGGGGGGCGAUGACAGCCUUCACGCCCAUCCUGGCCCACUUCUGCUCUCAGCCCAUCUUCUCCAUGACGCUGGCCCGCUUCCUUAUGGGGCUGCUGCAAGGUGUGCACUACCCGUCUCUGGCCAGCCUGUGUUCUCAGAAGGUGGUGGAGAGUGAGAGAGGAUUCCUCAUGAGCACUGUGGGCAGUGGCUCCUAUCUGGGAACACUGGUGAUUGGGGGGGCUGGUUCCCUCAUGUUGGACCUGUAUGGUUGGGAGAGUGUGUUCUAUGUGUCAGGCCUGCUCUCUGUCCUCUGGGCGUACUGCAUGUGGAAAUACCUGCUCAAAGGGGAAGGUCCUAUCAUCUCAUUGGAGUCGCUGGGUAGUGGAGGGCCCCAGUCCAAACUGUCCAGGAGACACUGGCUGCGCCUCUUCAAACAACCUGCUGUCUGUGCUGUGAUUAUUACGCACCUUUGCACCGCCAGCACCUUCUUCACAUUGUUAUCAUGGCUACCAACUUACUUCAAGGACACCUUCCCUGACGCCAAGGGUUGGGUGUUUAAUGUUAUCCCAUGGUUUGUGGCCAUCCCCUCUUCACUCUUCAGUGGCUGUCUCUCUGACCACCUCAUCAGCCAAGGGUAUGACACUGCUGCUGUGAGGAAGCUCAUGCAGUUCUUCUCCAUGGGUGUGUCCAGUGUGUUUACCCUCCUGCUGUGUGGCACCACCACCUUCCCCAUGGCUGUGGCCUUUGUCUCUGCCACCCUGGGUCUCACCACCUUCAGCCACAGCGGUGUGUCUGUGAACGUUCAGGACCUGGCUCCGUCCUGUGCUGGGGCUCUGUUUGGUGUUAUGAAUACCUGUGGAGCUUUUUCAGGUGUGCUGAUGGUGUAUUUCUCGGGAUAUCUGAUCGAGGCUACAGGGUCGUGGGCAUCGGUCUUUGCCCUCAUCACCGUGGUGAACUUGGUGGGCCUGGUCACCUUCCUGGCCUUCGCUGAGGCCCGCCGGGUCGACAUCGACUCUUCUAAGGGCCGCUACCACAACAUCCACAUCUAAGUUCACACGUUGGGAUAUGGGAACCACAGCUUGCUACCACAACAACCACCUAUGAAAUUGAAGGGCCAAAACGGGACCAGGGUCUGCACUAUCCACAUCUGAGUUCCUAAAAUAGGACCAGAAACCACGUCUAUCUACCAUAGAAAUGCACACCGGAGUCUUCACUAUGGGACGAGAACAGAGAGAACCUUGGCCUGUUAAACGUAUCAAAACAUCCACAUCAGAAUUUGAGGAAGUGAUAACAGUAGUGAAUGAGUCUGCCCCAGAGCUGUUUGAAAGGCGGUAUGUCAGGUCAUAGUGCUACAACAUAUGCUUUUUAUUGUUUAAAGAACCAUUCCAGGCAUGUUUUUGAAUGUUUGAUCUUCAGCCAUCUGUGUGCGUGUUGGGCUGGGAUUGUGGAGUAGUAGUCAUGGAAACUGGUUCCACACCAAGGUCUGUGUUUAUGUUGGAGGAACACGAGGAGAAUGACAGAUGUGUUUGAGUUGGUCUAGUCAGUUUGACAGUUUUAGACAGAGCAAGAUGUGUGUGUUUGUGGGUGAGGAGGGAGGCUUAGCUCUGGUGAGACUAUGGGGAAUGUAGACUGAACAAGAAAGGGCUGUUUGGGGGGGGAGUAUUAGUAGGUGCGUCUCAGUCCCUCCCCCUGCCUCAAACAUGACUGUGUGAGUGACAUCUAAUUAGGAGGUGACUAAUCACCCAUUCACCCACUCUGAUGUACUGUACAAUUUACCUGAUCGCCAUGGUUACAUGCUGGUCAUCUUGUCAGCGCGCUUCACUGCAUUUAGUUUAAUCUCCAGAGCUUUUACAGAGAGACUAUAGCCUCGACAUACAGUUAGCUAGAAGGAUUUGUUUUGGAUUAAAUUAAGAAGACCAAAGGUUGUUGUUAUUAUUAUUACAUUUCUUAUUUUUAUUGUCAUGAACAUAAUUGCAUGACAUGUUCAAAUAGAAAUACCUCUAUACCUUUUUUAUUUAUUUAAUUUAUAUUAUGACUUACAGUAUAUAUCAAUUAUGUUGUCAAUCAAGAAUGUAUGUAGAAAGAUGAGACUCAGUUGAGAUUUUGUCAUAUUUGUGUGAGAGUGGGCACUUAAAGGAGACUUGGUCAAUGCAGUUUCCCACAGCUGAUGAGGCAAUCAACUGUCAUGCAGUAGACAGCGCCCUGUUUGUUAUGGUUACUUCAUAGUCUGGGCAGGAUGUGACAUCAUUGGUGAGGAAAUCCAACUGUGACAGGAAGUGAAUGUAUUACGGUGUAUAGCUUUAUCAGCCACAGAGGGAUACUGACACAGUAGGCUACUAGUAGCUACUCAGUCUGAAUCAAAGAUACAUAUACUUAUGAUGAAUGGCAAAGGUGCAUAAAGAUGGAGGAAUUUGUGGUAAGUACAUGGGGGCCAUCUUUAUGCACAUUCGCUAUUGUAUCAGUCAUUAUUUAUCAAUUGUAGUAAUGCAAGUGAAGGCAAUUAUUUCAUUGAUAUUGUUUCAUGUCACCAAAUGUUUUACCAAUUGCUGAUCAUUCUCUGACUGAAUAAGAAAAAGAGUGGUCCAUAUUGUCUUAAGUUCAUCUACUCUUUUCUUACCGUAUCCAGUAUAAUGAUUUGAAUCAUCUGUCUUGUUGUUGUUAUUCUAGGCUCUUAAACUAAACCCAUAGAAAGUUGUCUAAAGGCAGAAUCUUAAAAAAGUAAUGUGUACAAAGCCUGGGUGAUGUUGGCAUUGGCCUCAGUGGCAUUGUGGGAUUUGUAGUCUGGGGUAUACUUGGAGGACCUAUCAGUAAAGUUCAUUGAUGCCAGAAUAAAGGCACCUGGGCAGCUGAAUUCUGGAAAACUAUGGCCUUGAUUACAGUCCGGUCACGAUAAGGUCAAACAGGAUGGCAUCAAAUCAGAGUUCUGUUUUAGCACUUUUGAUAGAAAUGUUCUUGUUACUGAAUACAUAAUCAGUGUUUACCUGUAGAUACAUAUAUGAAGUAAACUUGCAUAUAUAGCUGCUUUAUACCUUAGGGCUUAGCAUACAAAAGGUAACGCACAUAUUAGUGACAGGUUACUGUACAAAAGGUAACACACAUAUUAGUGACAGGUUACUGUACAAAAGGUAACACACAUAUUAUUGACAGGUUACUGUACAAAAGCUCUGCCCUAUGUCUGACCAAUUUGUAGUCUUAUUGUUUUGUGUUUUACUUUUUUGUAAACUAAAUACCCAAAAUGUUCGAGUACAAAAGCUGUCUGAGACUACCUUAUUCUAAAGCUCUUUCACUUCACUUGCCUUAGCUGAUGAUUGUUUUGAAAUGCCUUCAGUGCUUGUCUGAUUUUUGAAAAAUCUGGGUUGAUGUCCAUCCAGUAGGAAUUCAGUAAAAUCAGUGAGUGAAUUUAAAUUCUAAUUAAAGAAUUGAAAAAUGCCAUCUCAAUCAGGGUUUUUUAUAUUCUUGAAAUGGAAUUUAGAUUCAGAAUUGAUCCCAACCCUGUGUCAUAUGCCGUCCUUUGUUUCGCUUAUAAUGUGUCGUUUUAGAAAACACAGGAACACAAGCGCAGCUGUGUAGUUCUGCCCAUAGAAUUAGAAUUAAAAUCAUAGAAUUCUGACUCUAUGCUUCUGCCCACCAACAUGCCACCAAGCUUUGUGGCUUGCUGCAAAAGCGUACUAACGAUUAUUUUUGAUAAGAUAAUAAUGUAAGAUAUGUAUUAUAUAUAAAUAACGAUUGCAACAUGUUUAUGCAAAAUAAAAGCAGUAUUCUAUUGCUUCAAAAAUAUUGUAUUUGUAAGCUUAUUUUAUUGAACUUGAAAUAAAUAACUAUUUUAUCAACUUUA
Coregonus clupeaformis (lake whitefish) is the source of this 4906-nucleotide messenger RNA. RefSeq names its product solute carrier family 17 member 9b (gene slc17a9b). The record is from RefSeq and is a predicted model, not a curated record. Gene Ontology annotation, biological process: transmembrane transport. The coding region runs from base 720 to 2120 and encodes 466 amino acids. The transcript is spliced from 13 exons. Gene Ontology annotation, molecular function: transmembrane transporter activity. Gene Ontology annotation, cellular component: membrane. Lineage: Eukaryota; Metazoa; Chordata; Actinopteri; Salmoniformes; Salmonidae.